AUGACCUAUACUAACUUGAUGAACGAGAGCUAUGGUGGAAUCUACUCCAGCAAUGGAAUCAACGUGUCCUUCCUGGACCAUAUGUUUGCGAAUAUUAGCAACACCACUUGUACCAACCUCACACUGGAUUCUCAAGUCAUUGGGGUCGGUGUCUUUUUGUCCGUGUUUAUAUUAGUGGCUAUCGUCGGAAACAUCUUGGUUAUUCUUUCUGUGGUUUGCAACCGACACUUACAAACCGUAACAAAUUUCUUCAUAAUUAACCUAGCUAUAGCUGAUUUGCUCCUUAGUAUCAUCGUGCUGCCUUUUUCGGCAUCUUUAGAGGUCCUGGGAUGCUGGGUUUUUGGCAGGGUAUUCUGCAACAUCUGGGCAGCGGUGGACGUACUGUGCUGCACCGCUUCUAUCAUGAGCCUGUGCAUAAUUUCAAUAGACAGAUAUAUCGGAGUAAAAUACUGCUUAAAAUACCCCACAAUCAUGACAGAAAAGAAAGCCGGGGUAAUCCUGAUAGUGGUCUGGGUGUCCUCGAUGGUGAUUUCAAUUGGACCACUGUUAGGAUGGAAGGAACCGCCGCCUUUGGACGAAAGCAUCUGCAGCAUAACCGAAGAACCAGGCUAUGCCCUCUUCUCUUCCCUGUUCUCGUUCUACCUCCCGCUCAUGGUCAUCUUAGUGAUGUAUUUCAGGGUUUAUGUAGAAGCCAGACGGACUACUAAGAGUCUUGAAGCGGGAGUCAAACGGGAAAGAAACAAGUCAAUGGAUGUAGUGCUCCGGAUUCACUGCAGAAGUGUAUUGGAGGACUCCGCGGCAAGUACAAAGAGUAAAACCCAUCCCUUCCGAAGUUCCCUCUCCGUGCGUUUGAUGAAAUUCUCUCGGGAGAAAAAAGCGGCGAAAACCCUGGCAAUUGUUGUCGGGAUGUUCAUAGUCUGCUGGCUGCCCUUCUUCUUUGUUUUACCACUAGGGUCAUUUUUCCCAGCCCUCAAGCCUUCUGGGAUGGUCUUCAAAGUGAUCUUCUGGCUGGGCUACUUCAACAGCUGCAUCAACCCCGUCAUCUACCCGUGCUCCAGCCAGGAGUUCCAGCGGGCCUUCACUCGGCUGCUCAAGUGCCAGUGCCAGCGCCGGAAGCGGUCCCUCCGCCGCUUCUACGACCAGCGCUGGAGGGCGGCGGUCAAGGGCCCGGGCCGGCAGGUCUGCGAGGACUGCAGCCCCAGCUUCUCCCUCCGCGAGUCCUGCCCCAACUCCUUCAUCUGCAGGGGCAAGGGCCGAGGCCUGGGCCUGAAGAGGUGGAGCUUCCUCCGCCCGCUGCACAAGUCCUCCUUCCAGCUGAAGGAGAAGAUGAACAACCUGUCCAACAAGAUCAAAAACGGGCCGGGGAAGGGCACCCCGCCCGCUCUGGGCAAGCCGGAGAUCGACUCCAUCUCCAUGGGGAUCUCCAACGACUACGUGGACCACAGCGGCUAUCAGGUGUACGAUCUGUCGGAAUGCUACGGGCUGAAGGAGACUGACAUUUAGUGCAGCGGAGGCUGAUCUCUGGUCAGAAUUUUUUUUUUUUAACUCAUGGGU
Anguilla anguilla (European eel) is the source of this 1554-nucleotide messenger RNA. It is a transcript of the gene adra1d, whose product is annotated as adrenoceptor alpha 1D. Gene Ontology annotation, biological process: cell-cell signaling; adenylate cyclase-activating adrenergic receptor signaling pathway; positive regulation of cytosolic calcium ion concentration. Gene Ontology annotation, molecular function: alpha1-adrenergic receptor activity. NCBI's taxonomy places the organism in Eukaryota, Metazoa, Chordata, Actinopteri, Anguilliformes, Anguillidae. Bases 1 to 1503 code for a protein of 500 amino acids. Gene Ontology annotation, cellular component: membrane. The transcript is spliced from 2 exons. The record is from RefSeq and is a predicted model, not a curated record.